Podarcis muralis (Common wall lizard) is the source of this 400-nucleotide messenger RNA. The record is from RefSeq and is a predicted model, not a curated record. Lineage: Eukaryota; Metazoa; Chordata; Lepidosauria; Squamata; Lacertidae.
AUGCCUUGGAUUCCAGUGCUGCCCACUGUGGGGAACAAGCCUCCUCCUGAGAUGACGGUGUGGGAUGGAGAAUGUCUGAGUAAAACAGUUCGUGUACACCCUGUAAAGCAGGCCGAAUUCGAUAGUGUAGAUGGGUGGACAAAGGUACACAUCGUGGAUACAGAUUAUGAGACUUACCAUACCGUCCUCUUCAGAACAGUGCGUUCAGGCGAGCUACAGCUCUUUGGCAGGGAAAAGACUGUGUCAGAUGAAGUGAAAGAAAAAUUUAAAACUUUGGCCAAAGAUAUGCAACUUGAUCCAGAGGCAAUCUUCUAUGUAUCCGAAAAUGAGAUCUGUGCAUAAGAAGAUCCGAAAAAGAAAGCCAAACAUAACAUGGGAAAGAUGUCUGCAUGAGGAUGGG